Molecule: messenger RNA, 3373 nt
Organism: Paramecium tetraurelia
Lineage: Eukaryota; Ciliophora; Oligohymenophorea; Peniculida; Parameciidae
Exons: 3
Biological process (GO): mismatch repair
Cellular component (GO): nucleus; MutSalpha complex
Molecular function (GO): ATP binding; mismatched DNA binding; ATP-dependent DNA damage sensor activity
Source: RefSeq, a predicted model, not a curated record
AUGAAGUAAACUACUCUUCAAAGAUUCUUAACUUCUUCUUAGAAAAAGAAUGAUACAAGCAGCUUAAAUGUUAAUAAGACCUCAAAUUCUAAUACUGUAUUCGAAGAAAAAAAGGUAGACAUCUAAUACAUUAAGCCUUCAACUUCAAUCACAAAAGAAGAAGUUUAGGCUAUUAAAGAUAAAUUACUUGAAAAAGCACAAGAAAGGCCAUAAUAAUUCAGUAGGUUGAAAAGGAAUAAUGUAGUAGAAAGUGAUGAAGAAUAAGAAAAAAAAAAUGAAUUUUUAGAUGAGUUCAAAAUUGAAAAAUUUUCUUUUGUAUGCUCUUAAGAAAAGAAUAAAGAGAGGAAAUCUUUAGCCGUGUUUGUUAAAUAAGACAUUCCAAAAAAUAAUAUUAAAUCCUAGUAGAAGUAAAAAAAGUCAGAAUAUGAUAAAUCAGGCAAAAUGAAAAAAUAAUCUGUAAAAUUAGAAGAAGAGGAACCUGAUGAUUUUUAAGAAAAUAAGCAAGGAAACCUAGAUUUCAAGCUUCCAACAGAUAAAAUUAAUGUGCAUGAAGAAUUUGAUGAUGUGACCCCUCAAUGGGCAACUAUUGGUUCAUCAAGAGAUAAAAGUGGUAAAUUACACGGGACUUCAGAUGCAGAUCCAACUACCCUCUUUAUUCCUUAAAAUGAAUUCAAUAAAUUAACCAAAUGUAUGCAAUAAUUUUGGAAGUAUAAGAGUGAGAACUUCGAUAAGAUCAUAUUUUUUAAAUUAGGAAAAUUUUAUGAAUUAUUUUAUGAAGAUGCUUACAUUGGAAAUAAGUAUUUAGAUUUAAAUUGGAUGGGACGAAAGAUGCAUACAGGAUUCCCAGAAAAAGCUGUCCACAAAUAUAAGGCUCUGUUAUUGGAGUAUGGAUACAAGGUUGUAAUAGUAGAUUAAACAGAAACUCCAGAAUAGAUGAAUCAAAGAGUGGCUUAAAAUAAGAAAGCUGGAGUGGGGAAUACUGAUAAAAUAGUUCAAAGAUCAGUAAGUGAGAUCUUGACAAAAGGAACAUAUUUGUAUGAGGAGGGAGAAUCAUAAAUGAAUCUAGAUGAAAAGGUUUUACUAGUGAUAAGAAAGAAAAUCUUAUCAAACACAAUAGAGGAAUAUGGAAUGGCUAUUUUGGAAAGAUAAACAAAUACAAUAUCACUUGCAUUUAUUGAAAAUCGAGAUAAAAACUAUGAAUCUCUUAAGACAUUAUUAUUGCAUAUGAGGCCAGUGGAAACAGUUAUUGAUUCUAAUAAUCUACCUUCAUUUGAUCCAAUAACUAAAAUGAUAUCGGGAUCUGUUAUCAAAAGUGUUAUUUCCCAUAUAACAGCCUCAAAAGAUAAUUGGGAUGAAAAGAAGGCUCUAUUUAGAUUAGAAUAAUAUUAUUAAAAUGGACUUCCUGCAGCGAUUAAGUUUUAUAAAAAUAACUAAGUUGUUCUUUAGGCUUUGAAUGGAUUGUUUACUUACUUGAAUUAGAUCUUAAUUUUAGAUCGAGUCUUGGGAUGUGCCUAAUUCAAAUUAUAUGAUGAAGAAUUUUCACUUCAACAAUGUAUGAUUCUAGAUAGUUAAGCAAUUUAUCAUUUAGAGAUUCUGCAAACUACUAAUUAAGUAGAUAAAAAAGAUUUCUCUUUGUUUGGUGUCUUAAACAAAACUGUUACUCCUGGUGGACAUCGAUUACUGAGAAGGUGGGUUUGUGCACCCCUUUAUUAAAUUGAUCAAAUUAGAGAGAGAUAAACCAUGGUUUGCGAUAUAAGCAACUUUAGAAAAGAAAGAGAUCUAUUUAGAUAGAGUAUUAAGUAAUUUCCAGAUUUUGAAAGAAGAUGCAGUAGAAUAUACGAAUAUUCAAUUAAAACUGAAAGUAAAGCAGUAUUCUAUGAAAACCUUUCUGAACAACGACUAAAAGAAUUUAAGAAUCUUACUAAAAGUUUGAGAUUGGCAUAACAAGAAAUAGCAUUAUUUGGUCAAUAUAAAAUAAAUUUCAGAAGUGAGAGAUUAAGAAAUAUGAUGACUUAUGAAGCAGAUGGAGGCUUACUACCAAAUGUUAAAGAGUAAUUAGAUGAAUUCGAAUAAUAUAUUAUAUGGGAAAAGGAAAAAGAUAAAGAAGUUCCUAAACCAGUUACAGGAGUCUUAGAGAGCUAUGAUUAAUCAGUUGCUGAGGUUGAGUUAGUAGAAUAAAAGCUUGAUAGUUAUCUCUAACAAAUAAAAAGAAAACUGUUUAAGAAUAAUAGUAACAUCUAAUAUGCACACGCCAAGUUCAGAUAUGAAAUUGAAAUUCCAGAUGAGUUAGUUUAAAAGUCAAAACCUGAAGAUUUUGAAUUCACUUCUUCAAGAUAGGGAUAUAAGAGAUAUUUAACUUAAGAAAUUAAGGAUUUAGUUACCGAAUUAGAACAAGCUGAAGAAACUAAAAAGUAAUAGCUCACUGCAUUUGGUAAUUUCAUAUUCAAGCAUUUUCAUUCUAAUUAGCAUGUUUGGGAUUCUCUUAUAAAGAUAUUAAACGAAUUGGAUGCUUUAUGUUCCUUAAGUGUAUAUGGAGAUACAUCAGAAGGAAAAAUGACAGUGCCAAAAUUUACUACUGAUAAAAUUAAAUUAGUUAUCAAAGAAGGAAAACAUCCUUGUUUGACCAACAUCAAUUUUGUUUCAAAUUCAAUUGAUAUGGGGGAAAAGCUUACUAAAUUUUAAUUAUUGACCGGUCCCAAUAUGGGAGGCAAAAGCACUACUUUGAGAAUGGUUUGCAUACUCGCAGUUUUAGCAUAAAUUGGAUGUUCAGUUCCAUGCGAAGAAAUGGAACUCUCUCCUAUCGAUAGAAUAUUUACAAGGAUAGGAGCUAAAGAUUAUUUAAUGGAAGGAAAAUCAACUUUUUAUGUUGAGUUAGAAGAAACAUUAAUACCAUUAAAAUAUGGAACCAAAAAUUCUUUAUUUAUCACUGAUGAAUUAGGAAGAGGCACUUCUACAUAUGAUGGAGUUGCUAUUGCCUCUGCUGUUAUGCAUUAUCUUAUUAAGACUAUUUAAUGUAGAGUGCUAUUUGCAACUCAUUUUAGGAUUUUAAUCGAGGAAGCCAAACUAAUUAGCGAAGUGACUAAUGUUCAUAUGGCUUGUUAUAUUUCAAAUGGAAAAGUCAUUUUUCUUUAUAGAUUAAAGGAAGGAGCAUGUGAAGCUUCUUUUGGAAUAAAUGUUGCGAAAGUUGUGGGAAUUGAAGAUUCAAUAAUAAUGAAGGCUGAAGAAAUGGCGAAUUUUUUUGAAAAUAAAGUGCAAAAGAACACAGAACAAACUCUACAAAAAUUUAAUUAAAUUAUAAAUGAAUAUGGGAUUAUUUAAGGAUAUUGAUAUUAUUUUUUAUUAAAAUAAAUUAUUAUAACUUGAUCUAAUUCGA